Molecule: messenger RNA, 2834 nt
Organism: Toxotes jaculatrix (banded archerfish)
Lineage: Eukaryota; Metazoa; Chordata; Actinopteri; Toxotidae
Gene: nat9
Product: N-acetyltransferase 9 (GCN5-related, putative)
Exons: 6
Coding region: 98-730 (210 amino acids)
Biological process (GO): protein acetylation
Molecular function (GO): N-acetyltransferase activity
Source: RefSeq, a predicted model, not a curated record
CUGAGUGAGAGGAGGCAGCAUGGACAUCAGCGAGAAUCUGUGUUAAAAAAAAAAAAAAAAUCAGUCAUAUUGGGGGGGUUGUAUCAGGCUCGGCGCCAUGAAGGUAAAUGAGAACACUUUACUGGAGGGACACAGGGUUGUGUUGGUUCCUUACAAUGCGGAUCACGUGCCCAGGUAUCAUGAGUGGAUGAAGUCUCCUGAGCUGCAGCAGCUGACCGCUUCAGAGCCGCUGACCCUGGAACAGGAGUACGACAUGCAGAGGAGCUGGAGGGAAGAUAAUGACAAGUGCACGUUCAUUAUCCUGGACAAGCAGCGGUGGGCAGACCCCAGUGUGGAGGAGGAGCAGUGCAUGGUGGGAGAUGUCAACAUCUUCCUGACUGACCCCACAGACCCCACCUUGGCUGAGCUGGAGAUCAUGAUAGCAGAGCCCAAUUACAGAGGGAGGGGCAUCGGGAAGGAGGUGACACACAUGAUGAUGUGCUACGGAGUCACCAAACUUGGGGUCAAAAAGUUUCAAGCGAAAAUCGGGCUGGACAACGAGGUCAGCAUCGGCAUGUUCAAGAAACUCCAUUUCCAGGAGGUGUCGGUGUGUAAGGUGUUCAGAGAAGUGACCCUUGAGAUGACGGUGGAUGAGUCUGUUCGGACGAGGCUGCUGGACGUCACGAGCUUUAUGAAGGAGCGGGACUACGCACAUACCUGUGGCAACAGACAGGAACUGGCUUCACAGUGAAGAGCUGUGCUGGACUCUCGCUUCCUGAAGACUUCCGGCUGUGAAGCAGAUCGUUCUGCACAGGUGACAAAACCCAGGGACACCACGGUGAAAACCAGUGCGUGGUUAAGACUUUAGCAUGCACACGCACAGCACAGUCCCACGUUCACCUGUGUACACUGCUUUACCUGGUGCACCAGAACACCUGUUCACUCCUUUCUCUGAAUUCUGAAGCAUCCAGGUCCAGGAGCUAUCCCUUCUGACGUCUCUGAGGAGCCUUGAAAAGAAAUAUUUAGACAUUUUGGGAGAUAUGCUCAGCAGCUGGUUAGCUUAGGUGGAGGUAGAGGAAAAUGUUUUGCCCGGCUGCGCCCAACGGUAACAAAAUCCAGUUACACACACAGUUCCGCACACAGUAAACAAACAAGAUACAAGGUGUUAAUUAGGGAGUUUUAGAUGAGCUGGUGGGUGGGUUUUCUUACCUUCGAACACAGCCAGGCUCAUUGUUUUUCCCUGUCUCCACAGCGAGAAAGCCAGUACCUUAGAAAAAGAAAAAGCACAUCAUUUCCAAAACGUCAGUGUUCUUUUAAAUUCAAAAACCACAAGAAGAGGAAAAACUUUUUCUUCCACUUCCAUCACACUAAAAGCCCACAAAGCUCCAUUAAAUUGGCUGUUGCCCAAUGAGAGUAUUAAUGGGGAAGGUAAAACAAAAGCGUUUUAUUACUAAAUGCAUUUAAAAGGCCAGUUUUUAGAAAGUUUUGAUUUUGAUUUUUUUUUUGUCAGGUCAAACUGCUUCUUUCUAAAACAUUUGUGGUCAUGCUGACAGCGAGAGGAUGACAUACAGAAACCGCUGGAAGUUUUUUAUAUUUAAUUAUUAUUAUUUUAUUAUUAUUUUAUUUGGGCUGGCAAACUAUACAUGUAGGAAAGCACAAAGCCUCAUGAUUCUGUCUGUGUAAACCAUUUUAAGAUCGCGGCAUCGCUGUUUUGUAGCAGCAGUGCAUGCAAAAUAAAUUAAUUAAUUAAAAACUGGGCUAUAAUAUAUAUUAAAUGUUGCCUUUAAAAUCUAAGUUCAGAAAUUGACCCUGAAUAGAAAAAAAAUAUUAAUGUCAGAAAGAGCAGUGUUUCCCUUUGAUGGUGCUAACCAGAGUGAAACCAUCUUGCAUAUUACAGCAAACAUGUUUGUCUCAUAUUCCACCUAAUUGCAGCAUUAGUCUGCUGCAUUUCUCAUAAUUUUCUUGCUCCAAACCGGAAAGCUGGUGGUUGAGAUUAAAUGUCAGCUGCAUGAUCUUUAUUGAUCUAACGGCUUUCACAUCGCACCGCAUGACCCCCAAAUGUGAGAUGGAGGCUUCAUCGUUCUAUUUGCUGAAGCCUCUCAAACCGCAGUGUGUUGUGUCCAACUACUCCGGUCAUGGACAAAUCUUACAUCUUGUUUUGUAUCUUGUUUCGCCUUUAACAUUAUAUGUUGAAUCGGCCUGUCUGAACUAAAAUUAAAAAUUAGAGGAGCUGAUCAGGAUUUUCACAUCUAUGAGCGUUUUGCCUGUCAGGCAACAUACCGGCCAGCCUGUCUGUCUUGGUGUAGGAGUCUUUUGGGGCUGUACAGCUCCUGUACAUCUACCUCCUCUUCAUGUUUUGGUGGAUUAAGAUAUUUAAUUUAAAUAUGUUUUUCUUUGCAGUUGAUAAUCUCCUGCUAGAUUUGAACAUUAUUCAAAGAUCAUCAGUCACACUUUGUGCUAAUUAGCAAAUGAUAGCUUGCUAGCAGGAUAAACAAACAUGGCGAACGAGGUAACCAUUGUACCUUGCACCUUAGCAUUUUAGCUCACAGCUGAGUUUUGUCACUGUACGGCCUCACAGAGCUCGUCUUGUUAGACUUCCAUUAUUGUGAAAAGCACAGUAAUGAAUUUCAUUAUAUGUUAUUUUCUAGAUUGAUUAGUUUCUUAUCGGACUAAUGGUGACUGUGGUCGCUGGCUUUCACGGGCUGCUCUCUCGCUCAUAUUAGGUGGUUUAUGGCCUCAUAUUUCAGUCGUCAUAUGAGCUCAUUCACAUUAAUGUUUCUAAUGUGUGGAUCAGGAAAUGGAUUUUAUCCAUUGUGCAGAUGCAUUUGUUUGCAACUUCUUGGCAUUUGUGCUGU